AUAUUUAACGUCGACAAUUUCGAUGCAUGUACCACUUGAUGCUGCUUAUACCUUCGGGUUAAUCUUUAUAACCUCAGGUAUAGCAGCAUUCCUUAUUAAUGCAACUAUUUUGUUUACGCUAUUUCUCCGUCGAAGCAAUCUGUUCGCCCACGUUUUCUACAUACUGAUCUUCAAUUUUGCAUUUAUCGACCUCAUCAAAAGUAGGUUGCUAUAUUCUGGAAAAGUUCAAUUCAUAUUUAAAUUUCAAUAUUAUAAGCCAAAAUCUAGACCUAGAGUCACCUUACUUUGUCGCCAUUUUUUUCUUAGAUCUGACACUAAAAUUUUUUCAAUAGGACGAAAAGUUAUUCCUGAUUUAGGUAUUUGCUCGAUCAUAUGGGCAUUAAAAUUACUUCCGAUUGGUGCCACAUCAUCAAUGCUAUUUAUGAAAAUCGAUCAAUUGGUCCUAAUGGCGUUACGGUACACGAAUCUUGCAACCAUAUUAAACCUUCUAAUGAUAACUAUAAAUGAAUAUAUUUUUAUAGUAUAUCCACUGAGGUACCGACAACUUGUAACGAGAUGGCGUGUAUUAUUUCUAAUUGUUUUAUGCAUGGUAUUGGCUUGGACUUUUACACUCUCUGUAUUAAUCGCUGGUUCUCGCGAACAGUCGAUUUACAUAAAGCCAAACUGCAUCCCACUAGCUUGCAUCGUUCGCACCAAUGUCAUCCUUGAAACUCAAUUUGCUUUCAAUAUGGGCAUAAUUGCAUUUUGCUCAUUUUGUCUUAUAAUAUCGUUCAUUUGCUAUACGACUUUGAUUCGAGUGAUUUCGAAAAUCAUUAAAAGUGAUGCUAAGUGUAAACUUAUGAGAGGAACGGAGUAUCAAAAUUGUCUGGAAAAUAGUGGACAUUCUAAACGUGAUCGUAUGCAAUUGUUGAAGAGGAAUAAAUAUGUGAUCGUAAUCGGCAGUGUUAUUGCAAUUUACACGGUAUAUCUGAUCUCAUAUUCUGCAAUUCAAAUUCUUUAUGUUGGUCGUCUUACAAGAUUUUUCCGUACGGGGCUUUCUCGUUCUAAAAUGUAUUAUGUUCGUUGGAUAUUUCAAUCGUUGAUGUGUUUACAUUCCCUUCUGCAACCGCUUUGCUAUUUUCGUAUUCGAGAAUUUCGAUCGAUGUUCAGAAAGUAUUCGUUAAUUAACUGCUAA
Messenger RNA from Dracunculus medinensis (Guinea worm), 1174 nucleotides. NCBI's taxonomy places the organism in Eukaryota, Metazoa, Nematoda, Chromadorea, Rhabditida, Dracunculidae. The record is from the annotation of a GenBank genome assembly.